Messenger RNA from Pelodiscus sinensis (Chinese soft-shelled turtle), 1048 nucleotides. RefSeq lists its product as uncharacterized. Gene Ontology annotation, biological process: regulation of T cell proliferation; T cell receptor signaling pathway. The record is from RefSeq and is a predicted model, not a curated record. Gene Ontology annotation, cellular component: external side of plasma membrane. Lineage: Eukaryota; Metazoa; Chordata; Testudines; Trionychidae.
UGCAUUCUCCUGUCAUAGUUGGUUUAUUUUACUUUCUUCUAAUUAAGGCUUGGAAGAGCUUAACUGUCCAGUGUGAAGCCUAUAUCACAGUCAAGCAAUAUCCUGCCAUAGCCUCUAUUAAAUAUGGCACAUCUGCACUUCUUGAUUGUAUAUUUGACUUCCAGUUUCUAUCCGAGGCUGAAAUUGAAGUCUACUGGAAUAUUAAACUGUUGAAUGAUUCCGUGAAGAAAAUAACCAUGUCUUCAAAGACGUUGCCUUUAGACCAAGGCGCUGCAUUAUCAAGGGAGGAUGGAAAAUACAAGCUCACAGGCGACCUUCUAAAAGGUGCAGUUUUCUUGGAAGUGAAGAAUCUUCAACCAAGGGAUGCUGGUCUGUACACCUGCAAAGUGGCACGCCUGAUACCACCUCCAUAUCUAGAAGGAAGUAGCAAUGGAACAUACAUCUGUGGAACAGAAGAUACAUUGCAAGACUCCUGCAAGUCAUCAGAAACCAAGUUUGCCAUAUGCUUGGGGACUCUGGCAGCCUAUACUUUUGUGAUCAUCCUGGCUUCCAUAAUUUAUGUACUGGUUACAAAAACAUCUAUCUUCUCACAUCCUCCUUCACGGCCAAGCAGAGACUCCAUGAUAUAUGUGGAUAUGAAUUUUGCAAAACAAAGCAUCAACAGUGAAGACUGAAAUCUAUGACGCUAAAAAUGUUGAAAAGUGACUGUCCCAGCCUUGGCUGAAAAAAAUUAAAGAAUGAUUGGAUUUCAUAUCAAAGCAUGAUGGGUGCAGAAAAUUAUAUGCUUAAGAAUAGCAUUAGUGUUUGUUUUUAAAAAUUAUAGAACUCAGAUUUGUUAUUAUAACCUGCAAUUCAAGUUACAGGUAGGUCCUCUCUAGUCUAGCACCUUUUGGUCUGGUGAUAUCCGUGAUCCGGCAUGAUUUUAGGUAGCCGGAUGUCCACUUAUGGGUAUGGCCAACCUUCCUGUUAAAAUUUGUUUACACCCACCAGUCCUGGCUCUCAAUGUUCAGUGCUGUUAUUUAGCUCUAAUUUACCCCUAAAUGUCUUC